This is a messenger RNA of Penicillium vulpinum, 2139 nucleotides long. Its product is annotated as transient receptor potential ion channel family protein. The record is from RefSeq and is a predicted model, not a curated record. The coding region runs from base 1 to 2139 and encodes 712 amino acids. Gene Ontology annotation, biological process: fungal-type cell wall biogenesis; transmembrane transport. The transcript is spliced from 2 exons. Lineage: Eukaryota; Fungi; Ascomycota; Eurotiomycetes; Eurotiales; Aspergillaceae.
AUGCAGAACUUCAUCUGGGCUCUGCUAGGCCUGGCCAUUGUGCCUCAAGCCCUGGCAGGUGACACUCUAUCCACGGACGGGUUCAAUCUGUGCAUGAGCGAUUCGGCAAUUAACGUCCAAAAGAUGGAUGUUACCUACACUCGCUCUACUGGAGUAGUUGUCUUCGACUUGGCUGGUACCAACUCGAUGGAACAGAAUGUGCAGGCGUCUAUCACCGUCACUGCCUAUGGCAAUGAAAUCUACAGCAAAGAGUUUGAUCCCUGCGGUAAUGAGCUUCAUGUUGAGGAGCUCUGCCCCAUCCCCAAGGGUGCUUUCAAGGCCAGCGGAUCCAUGGAGGUUCCGUCCGAAUAUGCUAGCCAGAUCCCUGGUAUUGCGUUCAAAAUGCCUGAUUUAGAUGGUCAGGCAAGGCUUGUCCUUAAACCCUCGAAAGGCCAGAAUCAACUGGCAUGCGUCGAGUCUCAAUUAUCCAACGGCCAUACCGUUGACGUCGGCGCGGUCAAAUAUGUGUCGGCCGGCAUCGCGGUAGGCGCUCUAGCACUGAGCGGCGUCUCUGCCAUUGGCUCAGCAGGAACUGCUGGAUCAUCGUCGUCUAGUCCUGGAUUUGGCGAUGUAAUGGGCUGGUUCCAUUCCAUGGCCACCAAUGGCAUGCUCAGUGUCGCCUACCCCCCUGUCUACCGCAGCUUCUCCUCAAACUUCAUGUGGAGUACUGGUUUGAUCCCUUGGGCUAGUAUGCAGCAGUCCAUCGACAAAUUCCGAGAGGCCACUGGCGGUAACUUGACCACAGAAAGCUAUGAUUUCCUGAGGAAUUCCUCCAUUCAGCACAGUAGCUCAUCAUCCACGAAUACGACAAAACGGAGCUGGGAUUACACCAUCGAAUUUGGCGAGAUGGUUGCUCGCUCGGUUGACACAUCCAACGAUGCUAGUGUUUCAGAGAGCUCUUCAAACAGUGAGGAAAGUACCUCUUCGAGCACUGUUAGCGACAUGAAGCAACUCGCUCAAGAACUGAUGGUUCCUUCUGCCAAUGUGUUCAUGACUGUUCUUCUGAUCUUCGCCAUCGUUAUCGCUGUGGUUGUCGUUGGAAUUCUUUUAUUGAAGGUCGUCCUGGAACUGUGGGCCCUGUAUGGCAAUUUCCCCAAUAAGCUCUCUGACUUCCGGAAAGAUUAUUGGGGCUUGAUGGCGCGAACAAUCACCAACAUGAUCCUUGUGCUUUACAGUAUCUGGGUGCUAUACUGUGUCUACCAACUACGAAAGGGUGAUUCAUGGGCAGCAAAGCUGCUGGCUGCCAUAACCCUUUCUAUCUUCACAGCGGUUCUUCUUUUCUUUGCCAUUCGCAUUGUCUACAUGGCUCGCAAGUACAAGAAGGCCGAGGGAGAUACCGACAGCCUCUACGAGGACAAGGAAACCUGGAAGAAAUACAGUCUGUUCUACGAUAACUACAAAAAAGACUUCUGGUGGCUCUUCAUCCCCGUCAUUGUGUAUGCAUUGGUCAAGGGCUGCAUCAUCGCCGGUGGCGAUGGUCACGGUCUGUUCCAAAGCGCCGGUCAGCUCGCCUGCGAAAUCCUUCUGUUGGGACUACUAUUGUGGAGCCGUCCAUACGUCACCAAGGCAUCAAUGGGGAUCAAUAUCGCUGUCCAAGUCGUCCGUGUUCUGUCCAUUGUUUGCGUCCUAGUUUUCGUCGAAGAACUUGGUCUUUCCCAAACAACAAAAACCGUCACUGGCGUUGUCCUCAUUGUCGUGCAGUCCACUCUUACUGCAGUACUCGCCAUUCUCAUCGCAGUCAACGCCAUUAUCACAUGCUGGCGCGAGAAUCCGCAUGCUAAGCGGAGAAGAGAAGCUGAAAAAGCAAACCGCGAUAUUGACGAUCUAACUCCCUUGGAUGCCCGAGACUCCCUCCUCAUGGAUCACCCACAGCGCAAGGAAUACGCUGAGAUGAGCAACUUCAACUUCACUGGCCCGUACGAGUCUUACCGAGAUGAACCCAAGCGACCCGGAUCGAAUGGUAGCAACGAACGUGAUGGCCUAGUCCGCAAUGACUAUGGCGUCGCUCACGGGCGCAGCGCAAGCCCUGACAGCCACCGCUCGCGAAGCUCUAUCGAAGACCGUCGUCCCACAGCCCCGGGUUACGGCAUGGCAUAUUAA